Ylistrum balloti is the source of this 399-nucleotide messenger RNA. RefSeq lists its product as uncharacterized. Bases 1 to 399 code for a protein of 132 amino acids. NCBI's taxonomy places the organism in Eukaryota, Metazoa, Mollusca, Bivalvia, Pectinida, Pectinidae. The record is from RefSeq and is a predicted model, not a curated record. The transcript is spliced from 4 exons.
AUGAAGAAGCCUGGAUAUUGUCUGGUUACUUUACUUGUUUUGUUAAGUAUUGUUUUUCUCUAUGUAAUAUUUUCAAAUCCAGAUACUGUCCAGUCGCUGUCUAUUCCUCCUCGAUUUGAACAAAAUAUUUACGCAUUUAUACCUGAGGACCUCGCAAACGGAUCCCUCAUUAGAAGUUUUAAUGUCACCGACUCAGACCAUGACAACAUUAACCUCGGUAUAUUUGAUGAGUCCACCAGAUCAACUGUUUUUCUGAACAAGACCAACCACACACCAGGGUUUGUAACAGGAAAUGUCUACCUCAUCAAUCCUGAAAAUAUCGACUUUGACAGGGGACAAAGUCAACUGAGACUAGCAUUUACAGCAAAUGAUGGACAUAACACGGUACUGUAUGCAUGA